Schistocerca americana (American grasshopper) is the source of this 3768-nucleotide messenger RNA. RefSeq names its product serine/arginine repetitive matrix protein 1-like. NCBI's taxonomy places the organism in Eukaryota, Metazoa, Arthropoda, Insecta, Orthoptera, Acrididae. The coding region runs from base 1614 to 3116 and encodes 500 amino acids. The transcript has 11 exons. The record is from RefSeq and is a predicted model, not a curated record.
ACUCAUGAGCAUAUAUGCAAACAAUAUGUUCGUAUGACCAUUACGGAAUCUGAAUUUGUCAAGACGUGUUUCAGCUGAACUUUGCCUUCUGCUACAGUGUAUAUCUUGUUGUUUCAUUUAGUUCUUGGUAGGAUAAACCUUCGUUCAUAUUUGUGUGCUUGCCGUAUCUUCUUCUACCUCGCCUUCUUAUCCCAAUUAUUUUUCCUUCAAUGAUAAUUUCUUUGAAGAAGACGGUUUUUCUUCAGAAUCUGUGUUACACAAUAAAUUAUGAACUCUUGAAAUGAUUGUCAGUUACUAACUUAGAAAAUUGUCAAGGAGCUUUUGUUCUGCCAUUGACAGAUAAUAUUGUUUCAAAUUCUCCUCAUUUGUAUGCAAAUGUGCGGCUAAUCAUGAUUAAGUUGACAGUGGUUUUAUUCAAUUGUUGCCAAGUGGUAACACAACAAGAAUAAGGAUUGUUAUGCUAUGUAGUGGCUUGUCAGUAACAAAUAAGAAUUUUGCCAGAGAGAAGUGACACUGCUAAAAACUCAGAGCAAUGUGCACUGCAACAACAACCUGCAUUACAAAGAACUUCAGAUGGGAGCAGCUAAAGUUGUGGGUGGUGGGGCAAGUCAUUGCUUUCUGUACUGGCUCAAUUUAGCUCAGUUCAUCAGCCAGUAAAAAUCAGAUAUAUGUGUUUUAGUUUCAUUUGUGCUUUGCUUUUCAGUUCCAUUGUUGACAUGAUCAAACUGUGCAAGUAACAGCUGAUUCAAUGAAUGUAACCAUGUAAUCCACAUCAAUGUUAUAUGUUUGUUGGGUAGUUGUUGUUUGUAUAUGGUGCUACUUGGGUGGCAGCCACAGUAGAAAUCUCUCUGUGACGAAAAUGUGUUAAAAGUUGAGGCAAAAACAUGGUGCGCUGUGGAGUUAUUAUUCCCAUCCUGAUCACAAAUUUAUCUUCUCCACAGUAAACAAUAUCUUUAGUAAAUAUCCAUUUCCUCAACUCUUGUAGUGUAGAUUGGGAAUCAGGUCCAUUUUUUCAACCACAAAUGAAGUGUUUGCAGAUUUCUUGGUCAACAGCCUUGCAUGAAAGACAGCAGUCACAGUGUUACAUUCUGCACAGUGAAGCUAUGUGAGAUUUGAGGAGUUGUAAAAUACCAUUAAUACUUUGUUGUUGUUGCCAACAGUUACAUGCAAACUUUCCCUAAGGCACCAGUGAAAUUUCGGUGCGAAAAAAACGGUCGCGGCGCGUUCUCCGAAUUGUCUGAGUGGCUGGCCUCCGCCGUGGCCCCACUCAUUUCUCAUCCACAGUUCUGUGAGGACCUGGAUGAUUGAUACGGUAUUCCGCUGUUUCGCGGUUGGUGGGUUCCAGCACAAGCGGUUGCUGGUCGGCCGUGUUCGGGAUGCAGAGCUCCGUGCUCUGCAGCCUCGGUGUGUACAACUAUUUGUGCACAGACGAGAUCGGAAUACGUAACGAACCGCGCGUUAUUUUGUUUACUAGCAAAUCGCUGACAGUCAUUUGAAACGCGAAGUGGUCAAUUCGACAGCAGACACCAGUAUGGAGGUUUUAGUGGUUUUCUGCCCCUCAGGAUUUCCAGAAUCUGAAACUUUGACGUUGCUGUGCGCUGUAAUUCUCAGAAAUGUCGUGGGAUUCUUCGAGGCGGCGCAGGAGCCGAAGUGUACAUGGAAGCUCCUCGUCACGUCUCCGUAUGGACUCUUAUAGCUCUUCGAGUCGAAGUAAUCGUGCCAGAGCAUCAACUCCGAGAAAGAGAGAACUGGACAAAGUAAUGAAGAAAGCUCGCCGUGAUGGACCAAAUCAGAGCAGUUACUGGAAUAAGAAAUUGCUUGAAGUUGAAGAAAAGGAUCCAAACAGAUGGCGACAUAGUGGAUUCAAGGAGCUGUACGGUGGUGGAAGUUCUCCACAUGGUAGUACUAAAAGGUCUCGUUCGCGGUCUCGUACACGUUCACCACGUCGACCUCGAAGUCGGAGCAGAGACCGGCGAGCUCCCAGUGGAGGGCGAGCGAGAUCUCCUCUGCCGCCCGUGUCACGUCUCCGAUCGAGAUCGCGUUCACGUUCUCGUGACCGCUCUCGUCGUCCCCACACUCCCCCACCGUCUUCAUCACAAAGGCUGAGGAGCAGUUCUGCUCGCCGAACCUCACCGCCAAGAAGGGCACGUAGUCCAAAACCUACGUCGGUGUCGCCUAGCUCCCGAUCUGUUUCCAGCUGUUCUGAUGAAUCUUGUUCAGUAUGUUCUCCAAAGUCUCGCAAACGUCCAGCUGCACCACGAGGACCGCCAACACCCAGGUCGAGAUCACGUUCAUUUUCUGUACCACGGAAUCGACCUGCUCGAUCCCCUCCACCAAGGCGUCUCGGACGUGAAAGGUCCGGACCACCGAUGGAUCCGCGUGGACCGCCGCCCAGCCCUCCUCCUAUUGUGCGCAAAACUUUGAAGGAGAGGAAGAAAGAACGAGAGAGAGCUAAAAGUGGCAGUUCCAAGAAACGAAAGAGCAGCACAAAAGAUCGAAGUAAGCGACGUCGCUCAGGUACCAAGACUGAGGAGCGAGGGAGAAGCUUGAGCCCAUUAGGACCCAGGCGCCGCCCUCUACCUGGUGGUGGUGCAUCAUCGCCUGCACCGUCGUGCCACUCGGACGACAGUUCUGCUGCUUCGUCAGGCAGCUCUGGUGGUGCGGAAGCACCUCGCCUCACCCUCUCCGAACGAUUUGGCAAAAUGGCGCAAUGGUCUGUCGACCGAAGAGAUCUGGACGGUGUUCGAAAUAUGCGCAUCACUAAGGACGCCGCGGGACAAGAUCUCAAGGUGGUGGUGAUAGAGGGUGAGAGGUACCGCACUGCCAGUGGGGCUCCCUUGAGCCCGUCAGAGGAGUACUUCAUGCCAGCACCCUCGUCACUGGCAGACCUUGCGUGGGAUGAUGUGCGAGUGCGCUACAAGUACUACAAAGAGCGCGGUUACCUGCGGGACUUGUCUCUCGAUGAUUACAUAAAGUGGGAGGAAUGGUGGUACAAGUAUCAGGAAUGGCUUGAAGCAGAACGCUAUUAUGAACAUUGGGCAGCUCUUGAAGCAUCUCGUAGCCGCAAAGGGUGGGGUGGUGGCAGCAGCAGUUCUAGGAAACGCCGUCGCUUGUAAUUACGUGUUUCACAUGGCACAGGGUGUUCUUUGCCAAGUGAGGAGAGUGCCAGUCUUUUGGAGGUUUCUGACAGUUUUGCGCUGCUUUGGAUGGGAUACUGCCCUUCUGUACAGCACUCGCUGGUAGAAAAUAGUUUUAGGAUUCCUGGAAUUGUGUAAGGGUUGUGUGCACUGUACAGUAUUGAAAGCGAAAGCUGAAGUGUGUAAUGAAUACUAAAUCGUAGAUUUUUAUUUAUAUAUUGGUGUCUGACUAAUCAUGGAAAGAAUUUUUUAGUAGAGUCAUUCCUGCAAAUAUUGCUGAGCUCUUGUCUAUUUGCUUGCUCUAAAUUAUGUAUCAGUAUUUACAUAGAAGAAAAUGUUAAAAUCCAGUAUGCUGUCCACUAUGGACAUUUUUAAUAUUGUCUUUGGCUGCAGAUUCUUUGCAUCUGUAAUAUUUCUCUUGUCUGUCAGUCUUAAUUUGUGUGUACUUAAGAUAAAAUCAGUGUCAUUCUAUGAUCUCUUUUUAACUGAACAAUAUGGGACACAAAAACCUAUCAAACAGCAAUUGCUAAAGAUGAGGGACUAUGUAAAAAUGAUCACUCCCUAUUCCCAGCCUUGCCAGUUCCAUCACAUGCCAACGUAUGUAUAUUAAUAUUUUGUGUUUGUAGUACUC